This is a messenger RNA of Mytilus trossulus (common blue mussel), 811 nucleotides long. Its product is annotated as sialate:O-sulfotransferase 2-like. NCBI's taxonomy places the organism in Eukaryota, Metazoa, Mollusca, Bivalvia, Mytilida, Mytilidae. The record is from RefSeq and is a predicted model, not a curated record. Bases 142 to 585 code for a protein of 147 amino acids. Gene Ontology annotation, cellular component: plasma membrane. The transcript is spliced from 5 exons.
UUGUCCAGUCACUUUUUUCGCGGGGAUCGUUUUUCUCGUUCUUGAGACUCAAUGUCCAGACUUGGAUAUUUAAACCUCGUCAGGGCAGUGUUUCUUCAGAUUGGGGAAAACUUUCGUACUGCAAGAAGUAAGUGAACGAAGAUGAUUGCACUACUGCAUUUGAGUGUCCUGGCUUUGGUAUCUUGCUGCCAAGUAGUCACUGCUGUUGAUGUGGCAAUAACCGGAAGGGCUCAAUUCGAUCUUGCUGGUAGCGAAUUUGACAAAUAUAUUGACCAAAGGAUAGAACAGUUGAGACAAUUCAGAUAUGAAGGUUAUAUUGGGUGCUUUAUUGAUAAGCACAAUAGACAUUUGACGCAACAUAAAAGUAACUCUAAUAACAUGAAUUUGGAGAAAUGUCGUUCAUUGUGUACAAACUUCGAAUAUUUAGGCUUACAAAAUAGUGACCAAUGUUUCUGUGGAAAUUACCUUAAUAACAACAACUACCCAAGAGUUCCCGACACCCAAUGUUCUAAAAAAUGUACAGGAGAAAAUACCAGGAUGUGUGGUGCUGCUUGGAGAAAUUCUAUCUACAGAGUUAAUCCCUGAACUAUACAUAAUGAUGGGACACAAGGAAAGAGGAAGAGCCAUUAUAAUUUGUAUUUAGAUCAUAUAUCCGAAGUUUACAACUCUUUUCAAUUUCAAAACUGGUAUACAUAUGUCUCGUAUCUGUUAUUUUAUUCUAGUAUCUGUUUAAGCAUAGUGUUAAUGAAUUUCAGAAAAUCUUGUUCAAUUCUAGCCAUAUGUAUUCUAAAAUAAAACUUACUUUCCAUUG